AAGAAAGAAAGAAAGAUAGAAAAAGGAAAUGUGGUAAAAGAACUAGAAAACAGCAAGAAGAACAGAAAGAAAAAUUCUGAAACCUUCAAGAAGGAAAAUCUUGUAAACAGAAAAUGAUCAAAGAAACAUUCUCCAACCAAAUACUUAAAUUCAGAGACAAAAAGGAAAGGCACAGCAGUCUACCUAGGACCCUCAACGAACUCCAGGCUCAAGGUUCCACACAAAGUAAAGGAGCGAAAAGACAUCAUCAUGACCACCAGGUUUUUGCUGCACAUUUGCCUCAUACUGCUCUUCUCCACUGAAAUCUCAUCACGGCUAUGUACCAUGCUUCACUUCCAGCAGAACAAAGUGAACAAAGAGAGCUUAGAGCUUCUGCAGAAGAGCGGAAAUUUCCCCUCACAAUGCAUAAAUGAAAGGGCAGCUUUCAAACCCACCCAGGAUAUUGUCCAACUUUCAGUGGCCCAGAAGGAGAAUGCCAAGGUGGUAAUUCAAGAAAUCCUCCAAGAGAUCUUCAAUAUCUUUAGCAAAAACCUCACCCAAAGUGCCUGGGAUGCCACUUCCAUAGUCAGGUUCCAAAAUGGCCUUUACCAGCAAAUUCAGCGGCUGGAGGCAUGUUUGAGAGCACAGAUGGAGAAGGAAUUAACCAACCCGGAAAGUCAGGACCUCCAGAUCACCAGUCGGAGUGUGAAAAAAUACUUUCAGGGGAUAGAUGCUUUCCUGAAAGAAAAGCAAUACAGCCUGUGUGCCUGGGAGAUCAUUCGCGUGGAAAUACCCAGAUGUUUUGUGCUGGUUGACAAACUCACUCGACGGCUGACUGAGAUAUCAGCUGGGAAGUCUCCGAUGCUUGGCUUGGGCUUCCUCAGCGAGGGGAAAUAUACAAUCCGUGCCUGGAUGGUGUGGUGCUCUGUCACCCUCUACUGGCACCUCAACCAUUUAGAGAUUGAGGAGUCUGCUACAACCCUGGCUUAA
This is a messenger RNA of Chelonia mydas (Green sea turtle), 969 nucleotides long. Its product is annotated as interferon tau-2-like. The record is from RefSeq and is a predicted model, not a curated record. Gene Ontology annotation, biological process: B cell differentiation; response to exogenous dsRNA; natural killer cell activation involved in immune response. Gene Ontology annotation, cellular component: extracellular region. Gene Ontology annotation, molecular function: type I interferon receptor binding; cytokine activity. NCBI's taxonomy places the organism in Eukaryota, Metazoa, Chordata, Testudines, Cheloniidae.